Molecule: messenger RNA, 4585 nt
Organism: Danio rerio (zebrafish)
Lineage: Eukaryota; Metazoa; Chordata; Actinopteri; Cypriniformes; Danionidae
Source: RefSeq, a predicted model, not a curated record
UGUGUGUGCGCGCGCGUGAACUUUAUAACAACAUUGUGAAUAUGUGUGAAUCAUCGUUGCAACGCCACGACAAAUACAUCAAAUAAUCAUUGGGAAAGUUUUUAUUGUAGUAUUUCGCACGUUAUGCGAGAUCUGCUUCCUGGGAGCCAGGGAGAGCAUUAAAAGCACAGGAAAUAAAAACAGCAGAAAAUCCAAUUUUCUGAAAGAUAUAAUAAAUAGUCUAAUGUCUGUUUUAGGCUGAAACUUUACAGAUACAUUCUGGAGAAACAAAAAACUUGUCUUAAAUCUGGAAACAGGGGUAAAAUAACUUGCUUUUAAAUUAACCUUUCAAUUUGCUAUUCAUUUGAAUUAGUUUUGAAAUGUUAUGGUUGCCAGUAAGCACAUUUAGUUUUUGUUUUUAUUAUUUUUUAAUUUGCAUAUUAUACUUUUACAUUUUAUUUUUUGUUCAUCAAAACAUCUACAGGAUGCAGUAAAGUGUUGUUUGUUAUUUCUGCCCCUGGUUCACACUUGAGACUGAUGUGUGAUCUCGGGACACAUAAAGGUGUGGUCGAUGAGGAUUCUCCGCCCCCUGUCGAUUGUCACACACACAAUUUUUAUUCAGUUAUUCAUGUCAGGCAUUAGGGGUGAUUAAUGAAAACAGCAGCUUUAACUUGUGAAUUUGGCAAAAGUGACAGUGGAAGCCGCCUCAAUAACAAACAAAGAGUUUAGGAAUACCCUAUUCUUUGAAGUAAAGAGCCCUAUGCUGUGUAGUGCACUAUGUAGUGAUGCUGCCUUCUGCUGGAGCCGCACUGCUCCACCGGCCCGUGCAGAGAUGGCGAGGAAACCCCGUGGACACGGCACUGCUUUUUCAUGACGGUGAGUUUCCCCUUUGAGUGUAUUAUAAUUUUGUGAUAAAAUUUUCAAGGAAAAAACACACACAACCUCCUUCCUCCCCUUCCUUCGGGGAGGGAAGAGCAAGCGUGGAGAGAGAAAAAUCUAUCUGAGACUGAGCAGCAAGGACAGUGAGGGAAAAAUAUAUGAGUGGGAGAGGGAGAAAGAAGAAGAAGGAGGAGGAGGAGGAGGAGGGGGAGCAAAUUAAAAGUUGCCAAAUGGAGAUAUUGGGUUUCAAGAGGAGUGAGACAGGAGUGUCAUGGAUGAUGAAGACGACCGCCGUCUUCUGGAUUUUAUAGGAGAUGUGCAAGCAUUAAAUGAAUAUCUUCAUGGUUCAAAUAGUAAAUCAAUUGGAGAAGAUGAUGUGACAAAUGCAACUUUUGGUUCGGCCAGCUCAUUCUUCACCAGUGACACUGGUGGCUCCAGUGAAGGACUCAAAGAUGGCCACAAUCAUUUGGGAGAGUUUGGGGAGGCUGGUGAUGCUGAGCUUCAGCUCUCAAGCAGUCUUCCGUUCAUCGAGGAUGAUCUGGACAGUGAAACUUCAGCAGAUGGAGUCGAUCUCGGUGGCGAGGACCAACCCUUCGACAUCCUCCAGAAGUCAUUGCUGGAAGCAGAUAUCACAGAGCAGACAUUGGCUCAAGAAGCCCUUCUGGACUCACAGCCAUCUCUCAUUCCCACAGCUACCGCCUUCCCUCAGCAGCUGGUCUCUGGAGGGUUUGCAGGGGUUGCGGGUCCUGGUGUGGUGGCACCAUUGGCACAACCUCAGGCUUUUAUCCAACAGGUUCCUCAACUACCCUUGCCAAAUGGCCCUGCUGGACACAUCCAGGUAGUGGGAUCCUUCAAUGGCAGUGCCUCCUCUAUGAUGACUAUCAACAGUUUGGAACAGCCUCAGAUCUUGUUGAGGCAGAGUGGAAACAACAGCGGGCAGGGUACUAUGUUUGCUCCUUCCACACCUAAUCAGGUGUCAAUGUCCUUCAAUAAAGGGACGAUACCAGUUCAGAAUAUUAUCAUCCAGAGAGGCCCUACGCAACAGACAUUGGUCAGACCCAUUCAGCCAAAACCCUUACAGACAGGGGGACAAACUGUAUACAAUAUCAGCAACAUAGGGAUUCAACCUAGCACUACCACUGCUGGGAAUUUAGUCAGUAGUGCGUAUACAGCUACUGGCUCUCCUCAGCCUGCUCAGCAGGUGAAAGUGGUCAAUCCAGCCAGCAGCAUUGUGAUGCAUUCUCCUUUAGGGCAACAAGCGCAAACACAGUCCCAGUCUAAUCUGCCUCAGGGGCAGUUUUUACUCCCCAGUUCAAUUUCCCUCACCCCUGGUACGACAGUCCAUGGCUUCCAGGCUGUGAAUGGCCAGGUCUUACAAGGAAACACUCAAGUGGGCGACCCGUCGUCAAUGAGCACUACUACAUACUCCAUCCUCACCAAUCAGAACACAACAGUACAGCUUAUUGCUGGGCAGAACUUCUCAGCUGGAGGCCAGUUGAUAGUCAAUCAAGGUUUGGUCAGUGGCGGUCAAAUAGGCCAAGCUUCACCGACUCCUGUUGUGCAGGUGUCUCAAAGGCCUGCUGCUGCUGCCAAAGUUUGGACUUCCAGCGCUUCGCCUAGCCCAACGCCUGUACAGGCAACACAGACUUCAAGCCACCUCACUAUGAUCAGUUCAGGUGUGCAAGGACCACAGGUUUGUCAACAGUUAUCUGUGAACCCAGGACAACAUCUUCUUAUGCCCGUAGGGCAGAAUGCUUCAGCUACUUCUGGGUUUCAGGAGUUUCAAGUCUCUUUAAACCAGGACACCACGGCAGCAACACAAAGAGGGCAGACACAAUUAGUAAAUCUCCUUGGUACCAAAGUUCUGAAACCGCUCACUCCUGCCAGUCAGGAAUUGCCUCUCACACCGAAGCGACCUGCAACUCAGCAACUUACGAGAGGAGAAUUGGUCCUCCAGCAGUUAAGACAGGAUCACAGUAGGGUUUUGUCUUCAGAUAGGACACCCUUCUCUUCAUUAAAUGAUGUCAUUGACAGAUUACUGCCCUAUCAUGUUUUCCAAGGCUCACCACCACAAGAUGAAGACUUCGCCAAAGUGGAUGAGGAGUUUGAGGCAGUUGCGACACAAGUGUUAAGCAGAACUCAGGCCAUGGUGAACAAAUACAGGCGCCUACUCAUGGUGGAGGCAGAGAGGUCCAGCCCUUCAUCAGAAAUGGUGAUGAUUGACAGGACUUUUAACCAAGAGGAAAGGGGCAACUUGACUCAAGACAAAAGGAUGGUGCUAGUGGAUCCAGAUAGCUUCCUGGAAGAAUUCUGCUGCGGCCCUAAACGGAAGAUCCCAAGUCCUGAAGUCUUGACCCCAGCCUCGCAUGAGGACAAGCCAAGCAAAAUGGAAACCUCCCCAAGUCAUUCCAUAAGUCACACUGGAAGAGAUGGGCAGAGUAUGAACAGCCACACAGAAACCACUUAUAGGACAGAAUCUCAACAGCAAGAAAUGGAAGAACACAGAAGAACUCCAAUAAAAUGCAUCCUGGACCUUAAAAAAAAGACCUCCAACAGCGUAUUCGGCAGCAAAAGUCAACACGCCCAGUACCCUACAUCUCCCAACCAAUCACAGCAAAGCUCUGCUCAAGGCUACCCUUCAAACCCGGGUCACGAACAGAAGCUUUCCUCAGAUCCCGGUCACGUCUCAUUGGCUGAUUCAGACUCAGUGCUGGAGGCGGCCGUCAACAGCAUCUUAGAAUGUUAGACUGUGCCAUAUUUAUGUUGGUUCCAUGUUCUCAUUUCAUGCCACGUGUGUGAGCUGAUCAGACGUAUGUUGGCAUUAUCGCGGUUUAAAAUGCACACUAUGGCUGCGUCGAGGGUAAAACCGAUAGUGAUACUCUAAUACUGUGCCUGUUGAACUAGAGAAGUUUACAUGAGAAAGCCUUUUUGACAGUGCUUCACAGGAUACACUUGCAAUCACACAGUGAUAUAUGCACACACAUACACACAAUCAAGCAGUUAGUGUGAGUUUCUUGGAAUGUCGAAAGUAGACAUUCGAUAGUUGUAGCUUAUCAGACAAUAUCAAGACACUUUGUUCAUCAUUAGUCAAUCCGCACUUAAGGUUGUAACACUUAUGUUGUAUCAUUGCAGUAGACCAAGUGAGGCACACAAACACACCUGCGCGUUUAAUUGUUUGAGCAUAGAUUAUGCUCGUUUUAUUUGGUUUACUUUUGAUUUGCAAUUAGUUUUGUACCUUACAGGUAUGUUACCUCUCCACAGAGACAAGACGCACUUGUGUGGGUUUUGUGCAAGGGGAAAGUUAAGUCCUCAGAUUGAGGGUACAAUGUUACAUUGUUUGUCUUUUUUUCUUUGAUUUAAUUCAUUUAUAUAAAUGAUGCAUUAUAAUUUUUUGCUGGAGAAAUUACGUGCUGUUGUGCACCUUAAGUUAGUGUCACAUGAGUGAGAGUCACAUUUCAACUAAGAAUCGAGAGAAAGGAAAAGAAGAGAGAAAGACACCUAGUUUUAGGAUCCCAGCAAACAAUUGUGUUUAAAAGGCAUCUAAUAGACAUCUAUUAGCCUUGUUUUAGCCUAAACGACUAUGUUUAGACGCCUAUUACACAUCUAUUAGCCUUGUUUUAAGCAAAACUACUAUGUUUAGACAUCUAUUAGCCUUGUUUUAGCCAAAACGACUAUUUUUAGAUGUCUAUUAUUAGACAUCUAUUAGCCUUGUUUUAGCCCAGAUGAC